Abrus precatorius (Indian licorice) is the source of this 1731-nucleotide messenger RNA. RefSeq lists its product as uncharacterized. The transcript has 2 exons. The coding region runs from base 379 to 1050 and encodes 223 amino acids. Lineage: Eukaryota; Viridiplantae; Streptophyta; Magnoliopsida; Fabales; Fabaceae. The record is from RefSeq and is a predicted model, not a curated record.
CUAGCCGAAUCAAACACGACCCCGACUGUCCCAAGCAGAGAUUCAAGAAUGAAGUUGCAGAGGGUUAUGCUUUAAGUGAGGGGACCCAUGGAACAAGGAGCACAUCUGCAAGUUCUGGCACUUCCGGCUUGAACUAGUCGAAGGAAACGAAGGAGAGGAAGUAGAGGAAGGGCGAGGCUAGGCCUCGGGGGAAGAAGAGGGACCCUCUCUAGAGACCGGUCUUCGUGUGCUGAAAAUUUCCCUGCAAAGCCUGAAGGGCUUCACCAACAAAAAAAUCCUUCAUGGUGAAAGGAACUCUCCGAGGACAGGACGUCAUGAUCCUGGUGGAUUGUGGGCCAGAAGGCAACUUCCUACACACGACACUAGUGGAGACUUAAGAUGAAGGUAACUGAGACCCUCCCCUAUGGGGUGGAACUCGGAACAGGGACACAGCUCCAAAGCAAAAAGGUGUGCGAGGGAGUCAGACUUGAUGUACAAGGGGUGGCAAUUGUACAAACAUUCUAUCUCAUCAAGUUGGGUAGUGUGGAUAUAGUACUGGGCAUGGAGUGGCUGCAACGCUUGGGAACGAUUACAGCAAAUUUCUAUCAGCUGUACAUUAAAUGGCAAAAGGGAGCUGAAAGUCGGAUGAUACGAGGGGACGCAUCCUUAGGCAGAAAAUGUGCCACACUCAAAACAACUUUAAAAGCAUUAAAGGAGGAAGGCGGGGGAAUUUUGGUGACUGCAGUAGGACCAGAGGUGGAGGCUCCAUCGGAGAUACUAGACGUCAUGCGCAAGUUACAGGAAGAGUUUGAAGAUAUCGGCACAAUACAAAAGGGGCUACCCCCUGUGAGGACAUGCGACCAUGCUAUAAUCCUUAAGGAAGGAGCAGUCAUACCACAUAUCAGGCCCUACCGUUAUCCUCACUCGCAGAAGAAUGAGAUUGACAAAUUAGUGGAUGAGAUGCUAGAAGCUGGCAUCAUCAAGCCCAGUAUUAGCCCAUAUUCAAGGCCAGUAUUGCUGGGAAGAAGAAGGAUGGAGGAUGGAGGUUCUGCGUUGACUACCGAGCCCUGAACAAAAUCACCAGACCAGACAAGUUUCCCAUUCCAGUCAUUGAGGAACUGUUGGAUGAACUGGCCGGAGCACCGGUGUUUACUAAGCUGGACCUAAAAUCUGGGUACCACCAGAUUAGGAUGCGGGAAGAUGACAUCGGAGAAACAGCAUUUCAAACACACGAGAGACAUUAUGAAUUUUUGCCAAACAGAGGACGAACAUUUGAAGCAAGUAAGGAAUGUGCUGGAGCUAUUAAGGCAAAAUCAAUUGUACAUCAACAAAAUUUCCACCUUGAGUACAAGGUGAUUGUUCAGGAAGGGAUAUUGUUAGAGACAAGUUUCCUGAGUGCUUGAAAGUUUACAAGCGGCAAAACUAUAGGAGAGGAAUUAGGAAAUAAGUUGUUAUGUUCUGUUUUGAGUAGUUUAGGAUUUCCUUUUGUUAUUGUUUUCUGUUACCUUCUGUUAUUUUCUGUUUUAGGAUUUCCUUUUGUUAUUGUUUUCUAUUACCUUUUGUUAUUUUCUGUUACAGUAGCUAGGAGCAUGAUUUUAGGAAACAUAACAACUUAAAUAAGGGGAUUACAAAGGGGAAUGGGCAUCAGGAAAAUUAUUUCAAACUUAGGGUGUUGAGCCACUUGAGAGCUCACUCUCCAUUGCUGUAAUUUCUGCUCAACUGAGCCAAUUCAAUACAUAAUUUAAAUUUCAG